Molecule: messenger RNA, 480 nt
Organism: Racocetra persica
Lineage: Eukaryota; Fungi; Glomeromycota; Glomeromycetes; Diversisporales; Gigasporaceae
Source: the annotation of a GenBank genome assembly
AUGGCUCCAGAGCCAAGAGACCUUCUUUGGGAAAAUUUGAUUAUGCGAUUUCGGGAGAAUAUAAUCCGUUCUGUUAUUGUUAAUGUUUGCGUUUGGGCUUUGACAAUCUUUUGGCUUUUUCCUAUUUUUGCUUUCCUUACUCUAACAUCAAUUGAUUCUCUUUCUCAACGAAUUUCUUUCUUGGGUGCUUUUUUGGAUGCUAAACCCGCUAUACGUACUCUACUUCAAAACGUUUUGCCAACUGUGCUAGUUUCAUUUUUCAUGGCAAUUUUACCUUGGAUUUUAAUGGAAAUUUCAAAACAAGAAUGUUUCGCAUCUUAUUCAGAAUUGGAAGAAGCAGUAUUAGUUCGAUUUUACCAUUUUGCCUUCUUUAAUGUUUUCAUAGUAUUUUUACUGGGUAUUACAUUUUUACAAUCAAUUUUUGAUAUGAUCACUAAUCCCACUAAUAUUAUUGAGUUGCUUGCUACUAGUUUGCCCAAG